AGAAUGUUUAAGGCGGGGUAGGACUGAAAGGGUUAAAUAUAAAUGAAUAAUGGGAUGAACCUGGCACUCAUAAAUCAAAUUUUGGCAGGAACUGGAUACAAAUUGGCUCAGGCCCGGAAUACUGAAGGAGAAAGAUGUGCCUGUGUCCGGACAUGUGCAUCUCACCUAUAGCUGGAUUGAUGUAUUGUAGCAUGGUAGUAGCGAUGGACGCUGUGUGCGGCGUGGUACUGACCACUUCGAAUUAACCUCGCCUGGACAAAAUCGAUCGAAUCUUCAAAGGAGAAAUGAUAAAUGAGCUUCAGUAAUAAUGCCAUUGAUAGAUGUACACAAAUUUGUGGACAGUCACAUCCGAGAAAUUAAGUAUUUUGUAUUCGGGCUUGGAGCUGCAGGCAUAAUUUUGAUCAUUCGAGAUCUGCAUUUGGUUCAAACUUUCCGCCAAGUGUCAGACAUCCCUUCAAAAUUUGUGACAUCUCACAUCACUCUUCAGGGGCAAGUCAAACAGAUUAACCACAAAGGUCUUUUGUUGAUCAAUCAUGAACCUGCAUUUGUAAUUCCUUUCUCCUCAUGGCUUCGAAAGUAUCGCAAAAAAUCAAAUCCAGAUAUGCUGCCAGUGCAGUUAGCAAAUGUUCAGAUGACAGAGCCAGGUAGAGAAUGGCUUGAAGGCAAUGUUCUUCACAAGCAUAUCUGGUUUCAGCUACUUUUUAAAACUGAGGAGAAUGUGAUGUGUUCUGUAAGCAUAAGAAAGAAUGCUUUGUUCAAAACCAACAUCAAUGAAAGCCUAGUUAGACAAGGACUAUGUAAAGUGCUUCUGGAGGAUGUCACAAACCCUGAGGACAAAGUUGUGCAGAGUUUUGUUGCAAGGCUCAUAGCAGCUGAAGACAAAGCACAAACGAAAAAAACUUGGAAUGUGGCAGGACACUCUAAAUCAGUCGGGAAAGAAAUCAUCAGUCUGGUCAUUAAUCACAAAAGCCAUCAAAGAGACUAGCCAAAAAGUGAAACAGUAUUGGCAGAGAAGAUGAUAUGCCUGCUUGAGUACUGCUCAGGCUUGUCCAUCAAAGCAUGAGUUAGGGCGGCAUUGCCAAACCCAUUGAGGCUCCUUUUGUUAGUAACAGGAACUGAAGUCUUGAUUCUUUCCAAAAUGCAGGUGAUGAUUUAAAUGUGAAAAGGUUUGUGUCUUUCAAUGGAGCCAAGUGCUUCACUUUGGGAAUUAAUAUUCAAUUAAACUCAUUCAUUUAAAAA
Molecule: messenger RNA, 1239 nt
Organism: Pomacea canaliculata
Lineage: Eukaryota; Metazoa; Mollusca; Gastropoda; Architaenioglossa; Ampullariidae
Product: protein C3orf33 homolog
Exons: 6
Coding region: 308-985 (225 amino acids)
Source: RefSeq, a predicted model, not a curated record